AUCCCGUCGUCUGCAUUAAAGGGCAAGUGACAGCUCAAGCUAUAUUGUUGACAUUCGUAUGAAAAUUACGCUGCCGCGUCGUACUUACGGGAAAGUAAUUUUCAUAAUAAUAUAGACUAAAGCAUAAGUGAACGGUUUCGGUAACAUAAACAGCCUAACCGAAUGAUUUCCGUGAAUCGUAAACGUAAGAAGAAAAUUCAGGAUCAAAAUGAUAAUCGGUGUUUGAGUGGAAGGUAUAGCCACAUCGAGUUUAAUAGAUUUUAAAUACAUAGCGAUCACGCUUAAGCGGUGUCCAGAAACUGUACUAGUUUUCUGAAAUCGAUCAUUAUCGUUUACGGAUUGCAACAAUGAUUGUUCACCGGAUGUUUCUGUUCAAACACCGUCGUAAAUGUACCCGACAGUAGUACACUCCAAACAGUAAACGAUUAAAGUGCGUGUGCAAAAGUGAAUCAAUCCGUAUGGUAUUACGCGCAGUACUUAUCGUGUCGCUUUCUAAAGAAAAACCGUCUAUAACACUAAUUUAACAUCCUUUAUUGUUACAAUAGUCUCGGAAUAUCUUAAGAUUCGCGCAGAAUAUCCCUGACAUUUUCGGGUUUAUUUAUAACGUCGCUGCUAAGGGUGUCAAAAGCAUUCCCAUUGUGUUUCACGUGCGGUAGAUGAUAAUAGGAGGGUGACAGAGAGAAAAGAGACCUGUCGUCGUCGGCGAUCGUUCGCCGAGAGUACUUCCAAGAUUCUAUGCGACAGUGGUCCAUCAUCCAUGACGUUCGACUGUGUUGCAUCGAGAGACUGAACCUGAUCGGCGGAUUGAUCGCGGUUGUGUAUGCGCGAUAAAUAAGGACAGCCUGAUCGAUUCGAAAUCGGCGACAUUGUAACCGGAGCGACCGAACGGACCAGGGAAAAAGAGGUUUCGGUAUGACCUGUGGCGGUGAUAAGGACUCGUUGGAAUCAUCGGGCGGGGAGGAGGAGGCAUGGAAGCUGAAGCUGGUCGGCAGUCUCACCAUCAGGGGCUGCAGCUUACCCUGCCAUCCCCGGGAAUCCCCGGUCUGGACGUCGUGAGGGCCUUGCACCAGACUGUGAUAUCGCUUCGCUCUGCUCUGGACUCCUCGCGGGAAGAGUUGCGUCGUCUUAAGGAGAGCGUCGGUGAUUUUUCUGGCGAGAGCUACGUCGAUGUCAUUGAGAGGCUGGCUCUUGAGAAUCACGUCCUUAGGCGAAAGAUCCUAAGUAGGAACAGUGAGUUUUCUAGUGAUGCUGCCACAAGCCCGCCGCCCCAGGCCCGUCCUUUACCACUCGCAGUAGAGGACAGUAAGCACCUGCCAGAGGAAACGGGCGUAUCCAUGGACUCGUUAAGAGACAAGGUUGUCAAGGAGGAUCCGCCGGAGCCGUCGAGACGGGUCAUCCAGAGCGGCAAAAGCGACGGGAACAACGGCGACGAUUCUGCCGCGUCGUCGGCAAUCAGGAGACCGUUCAAGGAUCAGGAAGUAUCCGGGGACUCGAAGUGCGCGAUGUCAAAGGAUAGCGCAGGAACGGUUCAUCAAGUACAAACUCGACUGUCCGAGGCUUCUCCGACCGACAAACAAUCCAAGGACACCGAGGAUCAAGAUACAACCGAGGCGCAAGCUGACCGUUUGGAUGUGCCCGACAAGGAUAUGGAAGAUCUCAGCUUGAAGUCGGUCUCCGACGGCGAAAACUCGGUGUUCAGCGACAAUCCGGACACGCAGAUGGCGCAGCAACAUCAGCGACAGAACCAGACAGCCGAUCAGCCGAAGGCCAACGAUCAGUCGGAGAACGAGUCCGAGGAGCUGGACGACAUCGAGCUAAUAUUCACGACCGACGACACUUGCCGCGAUCUCGGUUUGCAAGAGGAUCUUGUCUCGAUCACGGAGACGGAGUCCUGGCAACAGCCCGCCGCCACAGGACAACCGGUCUUGCUGAAGUAUACCAAGUCCGCCGAGGGCGAAUCGUUGGUCUGUAACGGCGAGAAAACCAGCUCCGUCGAAGAAGCUGUCUCCUCGCAGAGCUCCAGCAUCGACCGCGAGGAGAGCGUCGAUAGAUUCGACGAAAGCUCCAACACCAGAUUGAACAAAAUGUGGUCCCAGUGCUCGGUGCUGGUCGAGACUGACAUCAGCAAGUGCGGUGUCGUCGAGGAGCCGGAACAUCCUACCAGACACGCGGUCAGAAGGAACACGUUGGCCGCGCCUCCCACUGCUUACAGACCGAUCAUCCAUCGAGAGGCUCUAGCAGGCAGUCGUCGAAAGAGCGCGGCACCAUUGAGGCCGGUUAUGGACAGGAUCAGCGGCGCGAGGCGCGAGUCCGGCGCUCAAACCGACAUCUCCGCGCUUCCGGCUCAUUGGCGCUCGGAAAGUUAUCUCGCGCACAAAGUGGCACACGCGUUCACCACGUUGCCGAGUAAAUUCGCCUUGCCGACCGGCGUGCCCGGAAGGCUCCGGCUCUCCGACAAGACUCGGGAGGCCAGACGAGUGAUGCUCUCGGAUAUCAGCUUCACCAGCAUGGUGCCAGAACUGUCCAGAAGCGCCGAUCAUCUCUGCCACGAUCCGCACGUACAGACCUGCUUCAACUCGCGCGGCUGCGGUCUUCGCACGCCAGACGUGCACCGCCGCGAAUCAUUGGGUUCUCCGGCGGGUUUCUGGCCUCGCUGCAAUCCCAGCACAGGGCUUCCUAGUCCCUGCGACUGUCGCCUCUCCACCGACCUCUACUCGUCGCGGUAUCGCGGCUCCUUGAGCUCCAUUCCGUCGCCUGGUCUAGAGGUUGUCAGCGGCCCGUCGCGAAGACACUCCUGGAGAGCAACGGCGGCGUCCUUCGACACGUGGAGAGUCCCGGUGGCUACCUCCACCCCGAGGCCCACUUGGUCUUCUAUGCCGUCGUCACCGACCCAUGUGCACCCUCCGGCAACGUCCUCGAAGAUCACCAAGAACGUUCCGAAGAGAACGCGAUCGAAGGUCACCUUCCAAGAAUGCCCGAUGACGCGAGGCAGCCUGCCGAAUUUGCGCUCGGACUUGGUCGGCGGCGAUAACAGCGGCGAUUCGACCGAAUCGUUGAUCGACGAGGCCGAGGAUUAUUUGCGACGAAGCAUCGACUCGAUGCUGACAGUUUCCAGCAGCGGCGUCUGUUCCGAUUAUUGGAACAAACAGACGGCCAGGCGGAGACGGGCGCGCCGCUAUUCCGAGCCUGAUCUCAUCCGUGACUGGCAUCCGCCUCAGGAUGCCAGACCGUACCUGCCAAAGAUACCAAGGGAUCUCAAGCUGGACCAUCUGGUCAAGGUGAUAUCGCCGGAAGGAAGAGUUCUGCAAGGACGCGUCAGGUACGUGGGACCUGUACCAGGACGGGACGAGGCACACGUUGGCGUCGAGUUACCAUACAUGAACGGCACGUCCGAUGGCACUUUUCAGGGCAGGAGAUUCUUCGAUUGUGAUCCAGAUCGAGCGAUCUUCGUUCCAUUCAAGAAGGUGAUCCUAGCGUGGUGCACCACUUGACCCGAGCCGCCUACCACCCUGACGACUCCCCGGAUCCUAUUGUCUCAGUACACGAUGUGAACGACGCGGACGACGAGAACAACGUGAACAACACUAAGCAACGCUGGGUGCGUAUACAACGCGAUCUAUGUACGAUUUCUCCGCUGGUCACCUGGAUGAUCGGCGAUCCCCUUUUGCGAUCGUUCGCGAUCAUUUGCGAUCCGUUCGACAUCGUCGCGUGCUAAACACGCCCGUGUUCCCCGAACAGAGACCAUUGGGACAGUCUCCGAGAGUAAACGUGGACGUUCGUUUCGACGUUCGCCUAGAAAUCGAUCCCCACCGAUCAAUCGCGAACCGUUAUCGUCGCUUCAACUAUCGACACGUUUCCCCCUGAACAGAUCAAACACAAAGCAUGUGAUAUAAUCUUUUGUACCUUGAGUUGAUCGAUCGCACGCAGGCUAGGAUUCUCCGUUCGAGACGAACGGACGAAUCUACGUUGUUAUCGAGUCGAUUGUCCUCGGUGGCGGCGGACCGUAUCUUUAUUUUUGCUGGAAGCGAGCAAGCGGAUGGAACGUGUGAACGCGCGUGUACAUGUGUCACGGCUACGAGGAGAAGCACGGUUUUCGACGCUGAUCUCUUAAGUAAGAGCGACUCCCGGGAACGGGCAAUCAGUAUUAAUUAUGCGAAACUCAGUCCGGCUAGGGACAGAAGGCACAAAACGGCGACGACGGAUAUCCUCGCUCGGUGAAAUCGAACACCGACGCGCGACGAAUCGUCCGACACGACGAUGUGUUAAUUAACAUUGCAGUCGAGGAUUACGACUGUGUCCCCACGUCGCCGUAGCAAACGGCAACGGAGGACUCGCUAUUGUCAUUCGAUCGAUUACUUUCGACUGUUUCGCAACGUGUGAUAAACAUUCCAAAGCCGCGCGAACUCUUCGCGGGACAAAUGUAUUUUUCAUGCUUCAGGACCGCGAUCCCCGCGGAAUCUUUCCAAAGAGUGUACGUCAGAUUUCAGCGUUUUUUCGUCGAGUAUUCGAGCCUGAGCUGACACCUGAAUAAACUAAUUCCGGUACGAAUGUUGUUGAUCUCUCUUCGAAGUCGAAGCGAAGUUUGAUUCUUUCGCGAUCCAGGAACGAGAGCGAACGUGGAGGGCCAUACGAGAAAGAAUCGUUGUCUCGUUCGAUUAGGGGAGCGCUAAUCGGCGUAGUUGCGGAAGAAAUCGUUGGUGUAAGAGGAUCGUGAAGGCUCUACUGUGUUACCAAUUAACUCUUUCGCUGCCACGGUUUUGCUGUCCGCUUCGUAUGUUUCCAGGAACGGAGCGGUAUUUAUUGCAGCGAUGCUUCGCUAGAUCGGAUCGAGGCAUCUCUGUGCGAAACAUAAGUAUUGUUUAUAUGCUUCCUUAUCGAUGCUGAAUGUGUUCGAUUAUUUUCGCGACGAACGGUUUGUUAAAUUUCGUUCUGCUACGUACGCUGCACAGCGCACCCUUCGCCGCAAGUGUGUUAAGACGUUCGUUUACUCGAUUGUUCUGUUCAUUUACAUUUAAUCGAGAAGCGAACGAAUCAAGGUUAUUUCAUUCUGUAUCGUAGAUAAAGAUUAAAGAUUGAUUUUCCAAUUGUUUUUCGGUCGGCACUCGCGCGUGGUGCAACGCGCAUGAUUCUCGUCGAUGCAUGCUCUGCUCUAACAUGGGACCAGCGUUUCGCGGGACGCGUUUUCUGAUCGAAAAGCGGCGGCUUUAAGUUGCUCGGAUACAGCAACAAGUUUCUCCAAUUUAGCUAGAAGGAUUUUGAAGUUGCGCGAAAGGUUCCUGGACGAAUCCCGUUCUAUUUCUAAAUUGAUUCGCCCGAAGCAGGUGUCGAUCAACUUAUCGUUACAGCGGGUGGGGACCCCGAACGACCAACACUUCUGAGCACGAGUUGUUCGAAUCGUACUUAGAACUCGCGACCAGCUCUCGUCGACGAUCAUUCUGUACGUAUUUACUCCGUAAAUAUUCAUGUUCGACCGUCGAGAACAGUCGCGACGCGUGUCCGAACCGACUGUGUUUGUUCCGCAGAGAACGGAUGAUGGAACGGGUUAACGUGUUAGACAUAUGUACGCGCACGAUUCUAUUUUUGUAACUCUUACGGAGUGCGAGAUUUCCUCGGAGACAAUAUACCGGAGUGUAGCGCGCGUUUUUCGUGUAGAGAUCGCACGUAGGAUUUCAAUGACGAUGCUCUCUGUGAUAUCGUGGAUCGCACGCGAAACGGAAAAUAGCAGACGCGACGGAAGAAUAUCAGAACAUAUGGCUACUAGAUCGGAUCAACUAUCACGGUUCAAAUUCUCAAGGGGAACAAUACGUCGCCGUUCGAUCUCCCGUUUCUUCAAAUUAUUGGAAACCUGCUCCGAAUCAUUUUUACUCCGCGCGCAGAUCCACGAUUUAAUCGCGAUUGCAGUGGAUCUCCCGGCAAGAUUUAGACUCGAAUGGAUCGAUUCGACUCGUUGAGAAUGCCUACGCCACGAUCUGGUCCUUGUUGACAUCGUUUGUUAACGAAAUUUUCGUCGAGAACUGUCCGCGCUCGGUUCGCGCUUAAACAAUAGGCGUACGAAUUGUUUCAUCGAUCGUAGAAUUUAGUCGAUUGUUUCAUCGUUGUUCGAUAUUGUACCUCGAAACGACGCGCGUUAUCCGUGUUAUCGGAGAGUUUGCUAGAUCUCAAAUGAAUUCAAUUAACAAAGGAAUUCGUUUAACACGCGACGAUACGGCGAUAUGGUGCUAAAUCGCAUUUCGACAGUUUCUAUUUCACGACGAAACCAGUUUCCAGAAUACGAACAGAUCCGUGAGAAACGCAACAGUUGUUUUUUUGCCGGUGCACGAUUUUUCUCGAUGGGACGACGACAUUUCCAAAUAUUUAUUUUCUCCACGCGUUACGCAACAGGCAAGUUUUUAUACAGGUCCGAUCGAUAUCGUACAAACGACUCUUUUUAUCGACACCCUGCCCUUUCGAAAUAUUUUUAUAGGAUUUCUGAAAAUGGUAUAUAUAAUAUGUAUAUGUGUAUGUACAUAUAUAUUUUUUUUAUUAUAUUUUACGUAUAUCUUUAUUCGUACAGUCGUAGUCUCUCUGCACCUUUAAAUGUAUACAGGCGAUGAUUAACGUAGAGAAACGAAUCCGUUCGAGGACUCGACAAGAAUCAAACGUCGACCGUAAAUUCUGCGAGCCCCUGGCAUCGAAACAGAAAACGAGUUCACCUAAUCACGUGGCGAGGAAAGCACGUCGAGGUUGAAAAUACGCAUGCAUGUUUUAUCGCGACCUGUGUACUUAAAUGUACUUAAAUACUUUGGUGUCUAUGUAGCAAAAAUCAGUGUCGCAAGACUUCUAAAAGACGCGAGAAAACGGACGAAGAUCGCAUCGCGAGCGCGGAUGCGAUUAAUUGCCGGUGAAAACGAGACGCGCUGUUCAGAAGCCGGAUUCUCCGUGACGCGUGUUACGCGUUCAAAGCAGGAACCGGUUGAACCGCGAAUUAGUUCAGGUCAUCGUAAGUUUAAAUAACCGUCCUUUGGUUGAUUCUAAUUAUUCGUUCGUUAAUGGUUCAAGAUCCGUCGCGCGGAUUUCGUUCGGCAAGAGCGAAGGGAUUUACGUUCGAAGAGCGGCGCCAAUUAGCGGACACCGCGGGAUACUUUUCGCGCGAUCUAGUCGCGACUCCGUUCAAUUAUUCAGCCUGUUCUCUGGGAAACUUGGGGCACAGUUCGUAACUUUCGACGCACCGAAGCGACAAUAUCGAUUCCUCGUUGCGACUCGAGCUACGCGAAAGUCUUGCUUCCCGGUAACACCUCUGCAACGAUAAUCAAAACUAUAUACGAUGUACCUACAUGCUCGCGUCUAAUCGGGAUCGCGACGGCGUAUAUACUCGCGCGAGCACUAAUUACGUUGCCUAUCUAUGCGGCGAUGGAAUCAAGUUUAAUGUCGCGCAUUAAUCCGACGCGUCGUCCUGUAUCGUUACCGCGGCGCGCGUGUAAUUAUACCGUGUGCCUCGUCGAUGAUUCCCACUAAAUUAUCAUUUCAAUGUUUAACCUCUUGACGCAGUUAACGCGAUUAGAAAUCUUUCGAUCGCGAUCGCUUCUUAGAGGGGACAGAAAAUCGAUGCUCGCCGUGCGCCUACAUUUAGAGAUUCGAAUUUUAUUCCAGUUUCAAAGGACGGAAUAACAACUAUACUUGAUCAGUUAUUUUCUUGAAAUUUUCAUCGCGAGUCGGAUUGGUCAAAUAUACUUCUAACAGUGUGUUAGAAACGAUUCGGUUAUUCGACAACCUCGAGAAAGCGUGGAAACAAUUUCUCCAACGAUUUCACGCGUUCGACUGUGUUUAUCGAACUGUGAUACGUGACAGGGCCUAUAGCAGUUCUAUUUUAUUUACCGGGAAAUUUUUCAAUAGUCUUCGCCGCACCGUUCUCCAACAAGAUAAAUAAUGUACCAUUGUCGCGAUCGGAACAAGGAUUUCGCAGCGUAAUUCAAUUAACAGCGUCAUCAAAUAAUUGAUUUCGCGCAGCGAACAGCGCCUCGUCGCUGCCACCGUUUGUCUGCGAUAUGCAAACGAUUUCUAUAGCCGAAGUUCUUAGAAGCGAUCGCGAAGUGUCGAUCCUUUCCUGCAAAACACCCGCUGUCGUUUAUUAGCUGGUCGUGUAUGCGUAAACUUUGUCGCUCGGAAGCUUCUCGAGAUUCUCGUUUGCGUAAACACCCACGGGCGCGCGUGAGAGACAGGUGCGCUACACGUUGCCACGAGUCAUAAGAAAAUCAACAAGGAAGUUGAACGUAUAGACGACGGCUAUUUAUGAGAUCGAAGUGCAGUAACUUUGUAGUACUAUGUACACAGGAAAUUCAUUGUCCCAGAUUCUCUUCAAUCUUUUUCCUUCGCGCUGUCGCGCGACGAUCGAACAUCGUCCAAUAAAUUCCCGACAAAUCCUUCGUGAAUUCUUGAUCGAUUCUAUCAUUGGGAAUUCGAUGAUCGUAAUCCGACUGCGAUAUUAAUCAUUCAUUUUUCUUUCAUCUGUAUACGUACGCGUGGCCGACCGUGCCAGAAUCGUUGUGUUUUUAGAUUAUUGUUAAAUUUGUUGUUUACUCUUCUCUCUGCACGGAGAGAAGAUUUAUAAAUCUGUAUUAUCCGUUUUCCAUUUCUUUAUUCUCGUUAAUUCUCGUUACGAUAAUUAUUCUGGAAUAUUGGAUUUUUCGAUACGUCGACGUGCCAUUUGAACAGCUGUUAUCACUAUCUUUUGCGAUAGUCGCGGUAUACUUGAUUCCAUAGCCACGAUUCAGGCCGUAGAUCUUUCUCGAGCAAGGUUGCUGAACUGCAACUAUCCAUUGCGAUACCUAUGUCCCACCGAUGGUGGAACAUUCGAGGUGGGUUCGUCGCGACGCAUGUUUGGAAUUCGCAAUUAUUCGUGAAAUUACACGUGACGAUUUUUGAAUCGCGCAACAGCGGUAUUAAAAACGAGAAACGAGUAUCGAAGUGUAAGUAUCGAGCACGUGUUAUUUCGAGAAAAUUGCAUUCAAAGAUGCGCAGGAUAUCGGCUCCGAUGGAAUUGUAAAUCGAGGAAACGACCUUGUACGAUGGAAAUCCACCGGCGAAGUAGACGCUGAUAAUUGUCUCGUAGAUCCAUCGAGCAAUAACGAUCGUGAACGAGGUCGGCAUAUUUGAGGCAGCGGAAUAAAGUGAUCGGAAACAUUUGCGGCUGCCCGACGGACAUAACAAGAUGCUUAUUCAGUAUUGUUCGACGUUUAUUUAUAUAUUUGCAAGUUAUUCGUUAACGUUAUUAACUGCAUCUCCGAUUUGUUUCUACGUCCGAGCGUCUUCGAUUUAUUUCUGCGUCUGAACAUCUUCGAUUCAUUUCCACGUCUCAACGUCUCUAAUUUAAUUAUUAAUCGUACCUCGAAUUCAGUUAUUAAUGCCGCGAGAAAAAGACGAAAGCUUGACCAGAGCUUCGACGAUAAUAAGCGAGCAAGUGUAGCGAGCAUUGUGGUCGCAAGUGCUGGUUUCUUGUUACAGCUCACGUGACUUUGCGGCGAUGUCAUCUACUCACCGAGUUACAGGUUUUAAGAUCGGAAUUUUCACGCGUUGAUUAGAGUUGGCAUUCUAAGACCGAGCUCUCCAGCAUCUUAAACGUUCGACGAUUAAAAAGUAUUUAAAAAAAA
Messenger RNA from Megalopta genalis, 9626 nucleotides. RefSeq lists its product as uncharacterized. Lineage: Eukaryota; Metazoa; Arthropoda; Insecta; Hymenoptera; Halictidae. The record is from RefSeq and is a predicted model, not a curated record.